ACCAGUUCCUGAUUGCAACCAGGAAAUGGUCGAAGUUCAACCGAAAAGGGUGUUUCGGCAAACUUGGUUUUUGUUUUCCAGUUUAUAAACAACAAUUGAUUUGUUCGCUCUCGGAGUGUUUUAUCCCCAGUCCCUGAUGGGAAUUGGGAGAGUGGAUUCCCAGAAUGUUGCUGAUCCUUCUCUCCAUCUCUUUGUGUUUUUCCUGGGUCUCUCCCGAAUCACACUCCCUGAGGUAUUACUACACCUCAAUGCUGAACAGCAAUGACUUUCCUAAAUUCAUUCAUGUUGGAGUUUUGGAUGAUGUCCAGAUAACCUACUUUGACAGUGUGAUCCAGAAGAAUAUCCCUCGGCAGCCGUGGAUGCGGACAUCACUGACGGAUCAAUAUUGGGAACAGGAGACACAGCGGCUGAUUGACCGACAGCGUCUGUCCCUCACCAAUGUGGAGAUAGCACAACGGAGAACAAACAGCAGUAAACAAGGUUUGAACUACCUGCAGUAUACCUCAGGCUGUGAGGUACUGGAGGAUGGGACUGUCACUGGAAAACGACAGUACGCCUUCAACGGGCAAGAGCUGAUCAGCUUCGACCUGGAUCACAGCCUCUGGGUUGCUGUCUCCCCGUACGCGGUGUCGACCCAGGACAAGUGGAACAGCAACAAGGAUGACAACGAGUACAAGAAACAAUACACAAAGAGAAUUUGCGUUGAUUGGUUAAACACGUACCGUGGUUAUGGUCAGGCAUUCCUGAAUCGCAAAGUUGUCCCUGAGGCAAAUGUCUACUACACAAAUGGGCAUAAUGGCAACCUCCACUGCCUAGUCACUGGCUUUUACCCACGGUCGAUUAAUGUGACCUGGCUUGCAGACGGAGUGCCAGUCUCCGGAACCCACAGCACAGGCAUUCUACCCAAUCACGAUGGCACCUACCAAAUUCGAGUAACUUUCCAGAUCGAGCCCGGGGAUGACCGGAAUCACGUGUGCCAUAUUGAACACAGCAGCCUGCCGGCACCACUGAAGAGAAUAUGGGAGAAAGGUGGCAGUGUGGUACCAGGGAUGAUUGGCGCUAUCUUUGCGCUUGUGCUGCUCAUUUUCUGCAUCGCAGCUGGCAUUUACUACAGGAAGCACAAAGCUGAAGUGAAGAAAAGGUUCUCCAGCUGUUUCACACAUGGGUCAGAGUUCAGCGGCACAUCAACCAGUUGUGAAGGCAGCCAAACACUGCACGGCAACAAUUCAGACACCAGUGAAAGUGAAAAGCCUCUUGUCACACCUCCUUCCAGCGAUACCAGUACAAGAGGCAAUAUGCACAGUGUGCAAGAACCACUGGUUACGAAGCCAGACCCUUCUCUGCCCGAUACUGGGGCUGCCCCUGAUCACAUGAUGGUGGAAAUUGAAAAAUAGCGUUUUGCAGCUCUUGCUUCUCUGUGACACUUUCUCACUCUCUUGAUGUGAUUUGAAUUAGACAGUAAUAGUUUAUAAAUAUGAACAUUCACACUCUGCUGCUGUCACAAUCUGCCAUUUUAAACUUGCUUUAUGUUCAGUUACCUUGGUAACCGUGAUACAGUGGUAAAAUCACAGCACUGUUAAUCACCAAGCUGAUGGUCUGGGGACCAGAGUUCAAAUCCCACCAUGACAAAUGGUAAAAGGUGUGUUUAAUAAUAGUCUAAAAACCACUGUGAAUUGUUCUUGGGAACCGGGUUGGUGGACGAACGCCAAGUAAGCAAGGAAUUCAGUCAUCCUUUCCCCUGUAUGUGACAUUCCAGAUCCGUAACUCAGCUGAUCCACUCAGUGUCCUUUCCAAGGGCCAGAGGCAUCGGAUCAGGCAGUGCUGAAGGUGCCCUCUGAGCCCUUCCUGAUCCAGGAAGAAUCCUCUCCACACUCUCCCUGCCCUCCGUUUACCUGCCCCAUUAAUUGCAGAGGGUGCCUGGCUCUCUCUCAGACCUGGGAGAAUAAGCAAUAAAGAUCAAGAGAGCACAGAAAGGAAAGAGUGAGUUGUCACUGCUCUCUCAGCUGCAUCUGACCAAGGGUUAGAACCACUCCAUUGAAUACAGGUCCAGUCUCACACUUCAUAUCAAACACACUGGAAAACUGGCACCGAAUACCCUUAUAACAGAGAAUUGGGAUCAAGAUUGUCAAGAUUCUUGGCAUAAUAUAUUUUUGUAACCAGACAUUGUGUUAUAAUCUAUAAUACAUUCAAGGGCAGCUUAGCGCUCGGGAGUGAACUAACAUCAUUUAUUUGAUAGUAGAAUGGGUUAGUGCUUAGGGAGUUUUAAUCUGAGGGGAGGUGGGGUAAUUUAAUGUUCAGAACAAAGUAAUCCUCAGUGGGGUGGGGGUGGGAAUAAUGCUCCGAGCGUAUUAAUCCUCGGAAGGGAUGGAGUUCAGACUGGGGAGUUAAUACUCCGGGAGAGCCUCCCAAGCCAAGAGUUCAUCAAUGCUCAACGUGGUUGUUGCAUGAAGUGUAUUCAUACACAAGAGUUAGGGUUAAUACUUGGUGAAUUUUAAUGUUUAUGGGAGGGUCUUUAAAGUGGUCGGAAGUGGAUUAAUGCCUGAUGAAGGGCUUUUGCCCGAAAAGUCAAUUUUCCUACUCUUCGGAUGCUGCCGGGACUUGCUGUGCUUUCUCAGCACCACUCUAAUCGCGAUGAAUGCUUUGAGUCAGGGCUUAAAACCUGAAUAAUCAAAGGGGCACUUGAUUCUUGAAUGGUGGCUGAAUUCGAUGGGAGAAGUAAUGUUCUGAAUGGGUUAAUUCUUGGAAGGAGAUUAAUGCACUAGUAGGAGGGUUAAUGCUGUGCUUGGAUUACUCCUUGGAGGGGAAUUAAUGUGUCGAGGCAAGAGUUAAGGCUCAUGUAAGGAGGAUAGAGGUGGGGUGUUAGAGGUUUCUUGUUUGACAUCGAAACAUAGACAGUAGGUGCGGGUAGACCAUUCACCACCAUUCAGUACGAUCAUGGCUGAUCAUACAAUCUCAGUGUCCCAUUGCUGCCCUCUCCCCAUAUCCCUUGAUCCCUUCAGCUGCAAGGGCUGCAUCCAGUUCCCCCUGUGAUAUGCAGAAUGAAGUGGCCCCAGUAACCUUUGGAGGAGAAUUCCACAGCUUCACAACUCUCUGAGUGAAGAAAUUCUUUUUCAUCUCAGGCCUCAAUUUGAUUAUUGAUCUGAGGGCAUAAUUGCUUGAAGAUGGGAAUUAUAAUGCAUUAAAAUUAUAAUUUUCAAUUAUUCCUCUUUGCUAUUCUGUUUUAUUUUUACUUGUUUUGUGAAAACAAUAAAGAAUUUAAAAACCU
Molecule: messenger RNA, 3265 nt
Organism: Chiloscyllium plagiosum (whitespotted bambooshark)
Lineage: Eukaryota; Metazoa; Chordata; Chondrichthyes; Orectolobiformes; Hemiscylliidae
Product: class I histocompatibility antigen, F10 alpha chain-like
Biological process (GO): immune response
Cellular component (GO): external side of plasma membrane
Source: RefSeq, a predicted model, not a curated record